Molecule: messenger RNA, 1251 nt
Organism: Prorocentrum cordatum
Lineage: Eukaryota; Dinophyceae; Prorocentrales; Prorocentraceae
Source: the annotation of a GenBank genome assembly
GCACAUUAUACCACAAUCGUCCUCUCACAUAUCUGUAUAUAUAUAGAUAUAUGUGGGUCAGCAUGUUGGCGAUGCCCAUUGUCAGUUUGAAACCAGGCCCCAGAAUGACCUCGAGGUAGGGAGGGGCAUGGUAUUAAUGUGGUGUGAGGAGCAAAUCAUGUGCAGACCAGCCGCUGCUCAUCCAGGACAGCAACGGCAGCAAUACAUGGACGUCACCAUUGAGACAAGGAGAUACGAAGAAGACAGUGGCGCGAAUUGUUGUCGGCCUCCCGUGGCGCAAGCGUUUCACUAGACAUGCAAAGGUUGUCUUGAGUCCGUCGAGCUUGCGAGCACAGAGACAAAACAUUUACAUAAUGAGUUCUGGGGGAUAAUCGCCGCGCGGCACGGGUGAAGGGUGCGGGACUAGGGCCUCGGCGUCAGUGAAGACGGCCAUUUGCCCGAGUUGCCUGAUGAGUACACCGUACAGUGCAUCAUUCAGGGUGACGGCCUCAACGGCCUCAAAGCCGGAGAGUUCAGGUGCACUCUCUGCAACGCCGGGCCCUUCAACGCGCUGGCAACCGUGGACGUGCACAUCAAGUCCAAGAAGCACACUAAGGCCAUGACGCCGGCCGAGCCCCAGGAGCAGGCCGAGGAGGCGGCGAAGAAGGACCCCUUUGAGGGCAAGGUGUGGAACUUGCCCGACUACGUGAGGGUCACGAGCGACACGCUCGAGUGCACCCUCUGCCCGGCAAAGGCCAACGCAUACCUGAACAUAGCCAUGCACCUGGGGGGCGACAAGCACGCCAAGAAGUGCCGCGGCAGCGGGAACCACGAGAUCAUAUGGAACCAGGCGCGACAGCUGCUCGAGGUCAUGGUAACGGGCGAGCCCGUGGUCCGCACGGGCCACAGGAGACCGAAGAAAGCGAGUGCAGACGCGACCAAGAAGGUCGAGGCCGCCGUGCCCGCCGACCCGGGGCCGCUGCCCGAGGGCUGGCAGGAAUUCACCGACACCUCGAGCGGCCACGUCUACUACUACCACGCGGGCCAGAAGGUGUCGCAGUGGGAGCGACCGGCCGCCCCUGCACAGGACUGCCCACCGCAGCAGGCGCAGGUCGCGGAGCAGCACGAGGAGGCCGCGCAGGACGCGGCCGCCGGGGAGCGCGAGCCCGAGGCGGCCGCCGAGCCAGACCCGGAGGCCGAGCUGCCGCCCGGGUGGCACGCCGUGUGGUGCGAGGAGUCGGGCGCACUACUGGGCCGACGCGGAGACCCAGC